Molecule: messenger RNA, 1181 nt
Organism: Actinia tenebrosa (Australian red waratah sea anemone)
Lineage: Eukaryota; Metazoa; Cnidaria; Anthozoa; Actiniaria; Actiniidae
Product: piggyBac transposable element-derived protein 4-like
Source: RefSeq, a predicted model, not a curated record
UUGAAAACAGCUCGUUCGAAGCAUAAAUUCUCGAUUUUUACCGAAUUUUUUUGUAGUUUACUCGCUCAAAUUACACUGGCCUUUUAAAUUUGGCGUCGCCACAUGAUAUUGAAGAAUUCUUCUGGUCGAAAACGCUGAAAUGGCGGCAACCCGUUCGCCAGAAUUAACUUUUAUCGACGAMGAUGACAUACCUCUAGCCUUUAUCACUAUCAACCGUGCAGUCCRUGUCGAUUCUGACAACGAAGCUCCCUCUGAUGUUGAUAGUAGUGACUCUGAGUACUCAAGCGAAGAAGAUGACGAUGAAGAUGAAGAAGGGGACACUGACAAUAGCGGUGAGGAAGACUACACAAAGUUAAAAUGGUCUUCUAAUAUACAAGUCCCAAGAAACAUAGAUUUCAAUGAGGAGGUUGGUCUCAAAGUUGAAAUGCCUGAAAAUAAUUCAAGCUGCAUCAAUUUCUUCGAGCAACUUUUCACUGAUGAUGUUUACCAACUCAUUGUGAAUGAAACCAUGAGAUUUGAGAGGCAAAAACGGAACUUGGGGGACGAUUUAUCAGGCAAUCUUCAGGAUUUAAGUGUCCCAGAGUUGAAAGCAUGGUUAGGCCUAACUUUAGCUAUGGGUUUGGUCAAAAAAAUUAACUUGAAGAGUUACUGGUCUAUGAAUACUGUCACUGACACUCCACUCUUCAAUAAUACUAUGAGUAGAGACCGCUAUCUCCAAAUACUGAGAUUCCUGCAUUUUGUAAACAAUGAAAAUGCAGAUCCUGAUGAUGUAAACAGGGAUAAAUUGUGGAAGAUAAGACCACUACUGAACAUUCUUCUCCCAAGAUUUACUGAUGUGUAUGCUCCAUCACAAAAUCUGUCCCUGGAUGAGACCUUGAUAAAGUUCAAAGGUCGAGUUCAGUUUAGACAGUUUUUGCCCCUAAAGAGAAGUAGAUUUGGGCUGAAGGGGUUUGUUAUUGCAGACUCUUCAAAUGGCUAUGUCCUCAACAUAAUCAUUUAUACUGGAAAAGAAGGCCCAGCAGCAAGCAAAGAUCUAGCUUCCUGAGUGGUUAUGAAUCUUGUCGAACCAUACACUAACAAAGGCUACCGCUUGUAUGUUGACAACUGGUACACCAAUGUUCCAUUGUUUUUGAAACUGGAGAAGAAAGGCAUUCUUGCUUGUGGGACAGUAAGAGGUAAUA